CAAGUAGUUAGCCAUGUGAACACCAUAGAACGUCUGUUUUAAGCAGGGCAAACUCAGAGCCCAAGUAGAUUGUGCUUCUAGGAAUGAGCUGGGACCACAGGCUACACCCUCUGAGUGUGCUGUCAGGGGCACAGAGAGGGCCGGGAUACACCAACGCCGAGGAGGAGGACAAACUAGAAGACUAAAAUCACAGCUCUGAAGCAGAAUGAUCCUCUGCUGCCCUAAAAUGUAGCACUCAUGGAUUCCGUCUGGGAUUUUCUGCAAUUGCAUGGACCACGCUCGCUCUUCAUCCUGGAGGCACUCAGGAGACAUUGCAGCCAUGUUCAGGGCCCUAGGUUGGAUCUGACACUGAACCAUGACUGCUUUACCGUAGAACUCUACCUUCUUGAUGACUGCUUGGACCUGAAGACUACAUCACUGGCCACUGAGGUGCCAUGCUCCGUGCUGCUUCCAAAUUAUUGAUAGGAGUUAAGAAGGUGCAAGACGUUUCCACUCAUUUUGUGUAUUUUUAGUGAGAUUUAAAGUUAUGUAAUCCAUGGGUUCCAUGUAAAGAAUUUGUGCUUUUGACAACUUCCUCUCACAAGCCUCCACAGUUUGGACACUUUUCGGCAUACUUCUUUGUUUUUUUUACUUUUUAUUUCUGUAUUUAGUCUGGAUUUUUAUUUACUUGGAACUGUAACAUUUCAGAAGAAAACCUGUCCCCUUCCUGGGAUCUUAAGAAUCUGCCGUCUCGGGUCCUCCUCAGUUGUUUACAUCUGCAGCUCUGUAGUACAUGAUGUCAUCUCUGAUCCUAAAACUGCUCUCAGAAGGCCAAUAUCAGCUGCAUGUCAGCGGGUGAUUUUAGAAGAAAAUAGCUAUGCUAAAAACAAGCCACACCAGAACCCACACUAUAUCCUGCAGCCGUUCUGAGAGGAUUUAUCCGAUGGGACCAGCGCCUGUUUGCUCCAAGCAGGAGGGUAUAGUGGCAUGUCAGUCACUGCUGUACAGUCACUGCUCUGCCUGCAUCUGUUCCACUGCAGGGGCCCCAAUGCUUCAUAUUUUAUAGUACGACUUUCCGAUUUUCUCCAUUUGUGGAUUAUACAUUUUGUAAAUAUGAAACGUUUUCAAGCAUGGAAGAACUCCCUUCCAUUUCUAUCACAUUUUAAUAUUUAUAAAAGGUUGGGCAGUAGCAUGCAGGCAGAUGAGGGCUCAGAAUGGCUUCUGGAGCUCUUGAGCGAGGUGCAGCUGCAGCAGUAUUUCCUACGUAUACGUGAUGAUCUGAACAUCACGCGUCUUUCCCACUUUGAUUACGUCAAGAAUGAAGAUUUGGAGAAAAUCGGCAUGGGCCGGCCUGGCCAGAGGCGUCUUUGGGAGGCAGUAAAACGAAGGAAAGUAAUGUGUAAACGUAAGUCCUGGAUGAGUAAGGUUUUCAGUGGAAAGCGUCCAGACUCAGAAUUUUCUCCUCUACCACAAAAUACUUUUCGGAAACCUCCCAGCCCACCACCUCUUGAAGGUCAGCAGGCCCUGACCUGUCUCAUCAGUGAAAAGGACAUUUCUCUUUUUGAGAAACUUGGAGAUGGUUCUUUUGGUGUGGUUAGAAGAGGGGAGUGGAACACCCCUAAUGGCAAACUGCUCAAUAUCGCUGUGAAGUGCUUGAAGACGGAUGUACUUACACAACCAGAUGCCUUGGAUGACUUCAUUAGAGAGGUUAAUGCCAUGCAUUCUCUCGACCAUGUCAAUCUCAUCAGGCUUUACGGAGUGGUCCUGACACAUCCCAUGAAAAUGGUUACGGAGCUUGCCCCAUUGGGCUCUCUUUUGGACCGUUUGCGUAAGAACCUGAGCCACUUCCUUAUCUCCACGCUGUGUCACUAUGCUAUACAGAUUGCUAAUGGCAUGGCCUACCUCGAAUCCAAGCGUUUUAUCCACCGGGAUCUUGCAGCCAGAAAUAUUUUGCUUUCUUCAAAUGAUUUGGUUAAGAUUGGAGACUUUGGCCUUAUGAGAGCGCUGCCCAAAAAUGAUGAUCACUAUGUCAUGCAGGAGCAUCGAAAAGUACCCUUUGCAUGGUGUGCUCCAGAGAGCCUAAAAACCCGUACAUUUUCCCAUGCAAGUGACACAUGGAUGUUUGGGGUGACACAAUGGGAGAUGUUCACUUAUGGGCAGGAACCUUGGAUUGGCCUAAAUGGCAGUCAGAUCCUACAUAAGAUUGAUAAAGAGGGCGAGCGGUUAGCACGACCAGAGGACAGCCCACAAGACAUUUAUAACGUCAUGCUGCAAUGCUGGGCUCACAAACCUGAAGACAGGCCUACUUUUGUAGCCCUGAGAGACUUCCUGAUAGAGGCUCAGCCAACAGAUAUGAGAGCCCUGCAGGAUUUCCAAGAGCCAGACAAGCUGCACAUUCAGAUGGAUGAUGUCAUAACUGUCAUCGAGGGCAGGGCUGAGAAUUAUUGGUGGAGAGGUCAGAACAAACGAACGUUGAAAGUUGGUCAGUUUCCACGGAACGCAGUGACAUCUGUAGCCGGACUGUCUGCUCAUGAUAUUAGUCGACCUCUAAAGAACAGCUUCAUCCACACAGGUCAUGGAGACACUGUGCCUGCUCAUUGCUGGGGCUUCCCUGACCGGAUUGACGAGUUGUACUUGGGAAAUCCCAUGGAUCCACCUGAUAUUCUAGGACUGGAUCACGGAACCUCUAAACCAACUCAGCUUCCUGGGAGGGCAAAAAGGGAGCCUCCGCCUCGCCCUCCUCAACCUGCCACCCUGGUUAAGAGUAAGUUUCUUCCCUCCCUCUUCAGUGCACCCUGUUCCUGCGCACUCUGCACUAUUGUACUCUCUCUCGCUCAAGAACCAACUUAUAAUUCUGUUAACGGUGAGGACGACUCUCUAUCAUCUGGAAUCAAGAAGCUCUCCCUGAAGAAGACCACAACCAAAGGACUUAAAUUGGUUAAACCUUCUGCAAGGGUGGCUGGCACCAAAGUGACUGACCGGCAUCUUCUUGGAAUUAAAAGUUCUAGCUUUUCUUCAGGAGAUGUGGCCUUGAUUGACUUUGGAGAAGAUACAAGCCCAUUAAGUCCAGGCUUUGUUUUUCCUGUAGCUGAAAAGACUGCUCCUUCUUUAGCUAAAUUGGCUAUGGAUGCCUUCUCGUUGCUCGAUAAAACUCCUCCCCAGAGUCCCUCUCGUUCACUUCCCCGUCCUCUUCAUCCAACACCUGUGGUAAACUGGGAUACAAAACCUCUUCCAGCUCCUCCAGCUUAUGAUGAGGUGGCACAAGAUGAAGAUGAUUUUGAAGUAUACACUAUAAAUAGUCCUGAUGUUCUGGCAAACAGAGAAAAAGUAACAAUAAACCUACUUCAGAAGGCCAGAGACAAAGGAGAAACCAACUAUGGUUAUGUACAGGAAAAUGAGAGAGGCCAAGUUAGGAUCAAUGUAGAGGACAAUCUAUUCCUGUCUCCAAAGGAUAUAAAACAGCCUAACUUUUCUCAAACUUCUGAACUCUUUGAGGAGCUGCAGCAGGAAUGCAUGAAAAAGCUCAAUGUUCCUCUUUCUUCCUCUCUUGCAUCAACUCCUAGCCCAAGCUCCUCUGUUGCAAGUAUUAAUGUGACUCUGUCAGAGGACAAACCACAAAUACCACCACGCAUUCCCAUCCCCCCCAGACCAGUUAGACGCAAUGAGCAUGAACGUUGGUCAGGAGAGCUGUCUCCAGCUUUUGGGGCAGAGGAUGUGGGACGUGCUCCUUUAUUGCCGCCACGGGACCCAUGGUCUCAGCCCACAUCUAGAACUCCUAGCCCUAUGUCUCUUCAUGUGGGCUCACCUCAGCAGAGAUCCAACCUUUGUUCUCCCAUGUGUGUUGGACUUUCUACUUCUCCGGGAAAACCUAUGCCCACCACUCAAAGCUUUGCAUCUGACCCUAAGUAUGCCACUCCAAAGGUUAUACAAGCGCAGGGUAAAGAUAUUUCCAAAGGUCCUUGCAUCUUGCCUAUUGUAAGAGAUGGUAAGAAGGUUAGCAAUACUCAUUACUACCUUCUUCCUGAGAGACCAUCAUACUUGGACAAAUAUGAGAAAUUUUUCAAAGAAGCUCGGAGUCCGGAGGAGACUUCAGUAAACAAAAGCAUCACUACAGCUACUAUUAGGCCAAUGAUGCAGCAGAUCGACGGGAAAGCAAACUUUUCAUCUAACAAUAGCAACUGUUCAUCCAAGAGUACUGUGAAGACGUCUUGUAGUUUUCAAAAAAUUGUUUACGAUGGCCCAGACAAUUUCAGGCCCUCAGAAAAAAUCAGACUGGUUCAGGACAUGGUUCAUGGAGUGACCACAGAAGAAUGCCAGACAGCUCUGCAGAACCAUGGCUGGAAUGUGCAGAAAGCUAUUCAGUACCUAAAGGUUGAGCAGCUUUUCUGUCUCGGACUGAAGACCCGAGUGGAGUGCCACAAAGUCUUAGAGACAUUUGACUGGAAUCUGGAAACUGCAAGCUCCCACCUCCUGGAUUCAUACAGCGGCUUACAACAAAAGCGAUGACACAACACCCCUGUGGUGACUGAAAUGCACAACUUUAAUCUACCUGGACUGAUUUGCUCAAGACAUUGGUUGAUGGAAGGGAGCAUUAUGGUGGACCUCUUAUCUCAGAACCUACCCAUAAGUGCGGUUCCUCUACCCUGAAGGGUCAGCUGUUAAACCAACCCAGUGUUCUGCUACAUGGACAUGUGUUAAUGUUGCAUUUUCUCUUUUAAUGUGUUUUCUUCCCCUUGUUGUUUAUUUGAAACAAAUGUUUUAUAAAAAAAAAGAUGUGUAAUUUUAAUAUAUACAUAUAUAUAAAUAAAUAAAUAUAUAUAUGAGUAUAUAUAUAAAAAUGUAA
Bufo gargarizans (Asiatic toad) is the source of this 4822-nucleotide messenger RNA. It is a transcript of the gene TNK2, whose product is annotated as tyrosine kinase non receptor 2. Gene Ontology annotation, biological process: negative regulation of epidermal growth factor receptor signaling pathway; protein phosphorylation; regulation of keratinocyte differentiation. Gene Ontology annotation, cellular component: extrinsic component of cytoplasmic side of plasma membrane. The transcript has 16 exons. Gene Ontology annotation, molecular function: protein tyrosine kinase activity; ATP binding; protein binding. The coding region runs from base 967 to 4485 and encodes 1172 amino acids. The record is from RefSeq and is a predicted model, not a curated record. NCBI's taxonomy places the organism in Eukaryota, Metazoa, Chordata, Amphibia, Anura, Bufonidae.